Molecule: messenger RNA, 1201 nt
Organism: Osmerus eperlanus (European smelt)
Lineage: Eukaryota; Metazoa; Chordata; Actinopteri; Osmeriformes; Osmeridae
Product: flagellum-associated coiled-coil domain-containing protein 1-like
Exons: 8
Coding region: 14-664 (216 amino acids)
Cellular component (GO): cytoplasm
Source: RefSeq, a predicted model, not a curated record
GGUGGUGCAGGACAUGCAGGAGCAGAUGGGAAAGUUGACGGCUCUCCUGAACGAUGAACGCCGAUCGCAUCAACACAGCUGCCGCGCGCUGCUGGGUGAGGCUGACAGGCGGGCGGAGAGAGUGAGGCUACAGCAGCAACACGAGAUAGAACAGCUUUUGCAGGUUCACAGAUCUGAGACCAGUGCUGUGGUGGCCCUCCAUGCAAAGACUCUAGAGGACGACCGGCUCUGUGCAGAGGAGAGAUAUGCUCUGCUGGAGAAAGAUUACGACUUCCUCAAGAGCUCCUUCCGCACGUAUAAGGAGAGCAUCUGUGAGGAGAUGAGGAGCAGCUGGGUGAAGAAGGAGAGCAUCUGGAAGGAGGAGCAGGAGGAGAACCUGAGGGAGUGUCUGAGGAACGCACAAGAGCUGUUGGAUAAAAGUAAACAGGAGAAAGACCAACAGAGAAAAACAUUUGAGGCUGAGAUUGCCAAGUGCGAGGAGGAGAUACAGACACUAGGCAGUGAGCUGACUGAGAAGGAUGUAACCAUCAACUUGCUGCGAAGCUCUCUUCACCAAACCCAGCAGCAGCUGGACACUGUGACCUGUCAGCUGUCUGACCUAGGGCCUGGAGUGCACCGGCCCGGGCAGAAGCAAGUGAUGGAGCUUCCUCCAGGAUCCCUGUAGAGCUGCUGGUCCUGGUCUGGGGAACUGCUUUCCCCGUCAGUUUCAUGCGUUAAACAUGAUGUCUUUAAUUUUAAAGUGUGUGGCAUUACAAAUAUGUUUGAAACAAAAUGGCACCAGUCACGAUUUCUGGUUGUAUUCAUUGUAUUUAUUGCACAAAUUUUUCUUUGGUUGCCGGUGAAAGCAAUACAACACGCACAUCAAAAUAUUUGGCAUAUUUUCUUUGUUCUAUUUAAGUACAGUAAACCAUCCAAAUGCAAAGAAAAUACUUGUGUAACACUUUCAAUUUCAUAUUGAAAAAUAUACUAUAAAUAAAGUGAACUAAUUGUCCAAUUUGAAAGUGCAAUGCUGAUGGAAUACAACAGGGAGGUUAGUGUUUGUCUUAUGUGCCACACUGUAAAAAUGUUUUAAAAUCCUUUCAGUUUUUCCCCACUAAUAAUGUACAUAUUUCCCCUGUAUUUCAAAAUGACAAGGAAAUCAUAUUAAAAUAAUAACAAUAAAAUAUUUAUUGAAAUGUGUCAAGCGAUUUAACAAAAAAUA